Molecule: messenger RNA, 2979 nt
Organism: Anopheles marshallii
Lineage: Eukaryota; Metazoa; Arthropoda; Insecta; Diptera; Culicidae
Exons: 2
Coding region: 1-2979 (992 amino acids)
Source: RefSeq, a predicted model, not a curated record
AUGGAUGCGUACAGGAGAAAAUACAAAAAAAAUCCUGGGUCCGGUACGGAAGGGUAUUUGAACCAGCUUCGAUUAUCGACGCUGUAUUUUUCUCGUCUAGCUGCAAGUGGCAAACGUUUUGAGAUAGGAGUUGAAGUGGCAGUAGCUGGAAAAUUCGAUGACAUCGUAAUGCACUUGUUGGACGAAGAGCAAUACUGUUUGGUACAGGCCAAACAUAAGCAAGAUGAAUCGAAGCGCAUCAUGUUGGACGAUCUGCUGAAAACGACAACGGAAUACAGUUUGCCGAAAUACUUCGAUUCGUUCCAGGGGCUGAAGCAGGAAAAAUUAUUUCAGGAUGAACGAUUAAAGUACAUUGUUAUCUACACCAACCUCAAGGUGGACGAGAAUGUGAUGAAACUUAUCGAACCAGUUGAGCCAGCCUCCGAUGUGUUUCUUCAUACACUGAACGUACGCUGUAGAGGAAAAGAGUCAUCGCUGUACCGCUUCAAUACAAACUGUACUGAGUUCAUAGAGCAGUUAAUUGAUCGCGUUUCCCCCAUCUGUGAGGUCGCACGAAAACUUGCAGAACAGUUGGUGCAGCGGAAGAAAAUUUCUAUAAAUCCCAAUGGAAUAUUUCAUGAGUUUCAUGCCUUGCUCGUACGCGAUGUUUUUGAUUUGGAACGGCAGCUGUUUCGGGAAUCGUUUGUAAUGGACGUGGAAGGCAUAGAUCCUUGUGUGAUAAAGUUUCGCAUUGUACUCGAGCGAAUGUUGCGCUCUAUUAUGAAGAGUGAUGAUUUCGCAAUCACCCAACUCAAUCGAUUAAUCGUUAGUGGUAAGCUGAAAUUGUUGUUUGAACCUGGAUUUCUAUGCAGAGCGGUUAAUCCAACACAACGUGUUAAGGACUGGAUAGACUACAGAGUUCAACGGACAGAAGUGAUAAAAUUUUUCGACCAUCUCUUAUUAGCUACAGAUCAGCCGAAUUUUAUUGAGCUGGAAGCGAUCACAAAAGUUGAAGUGUUUGGUUUAAAAGAGCAAGUGGACGAAUACAUGCGUGCUGUGUUUGAUCAAGUAGAUCGAUGGAUACGUGAUUCUGAAGGACAGUUUCUCGAUGGCAACGAUUGGAGGCUUAUUUGUAGUAAUUCUAAAGCUCGUAUCGCGGGCAAGAAAUGGUUACUUAAAUCGGAGGAAUAUCAAAAGUCAAAUCCCGCGACUGGCUACGUGUUUGAACGAAAUACAUUGCUAGCACCAAUCGAACAGUUCUUGGCUAAAGUGAACCAACAUAACAUGUUAGUACUAGCUGCGUACAAUGCGGAAGUAAGUGCUUCAAGGGUUUUGCAAGUGUUGAUGACACUGCGGGAACAGUUUGUUGUGUUCGACGCUCAUUGUUUUCUAGAUUUCGAAGAUCUCGAAAGUUGUGCUUUGUUUUUGAAAAACGUGUCCAGCAAGGUGAUGGUAAUCGUGUCCAAUGACAAGUGUUGCCGUUCAGCAAUUAGAAACGUGCGGCACAAGUUUAAUGUGUUAACAAACGCGAAAACUAUUUAUAUUGCAUGCAAUAUGCAGCAGGAGUAUUUUGCAGACAAGAUUGACCAUAUACAUUCCGACCGGUUUGAGCUUGGAGAUAUGAGCAGGCAAUCACGUCAAAAACUGCUCGAAAAAAAAAUUAUACUCCAACAACGCAGCGUUCGGCUUCACGAUCUACUGUCGGAGGAGAUAGCUUUGCAACUGUUAGACAUGGAGUUUAUCUGUCAGUUGCUGAUGAAUCAAGUAGAUCCUAUAGUUUACAGUUUUAAGUAUCAAUGUCAACUUAAGGGACAAUAUUUCAGCCGAACGCUUAUUAGUGAACGGAGCGUCAUUGAUGAAACAGGAUUUGAUCAGCUGUUGACGACCAAUAAAGCAGUGAUACUUUCAAAUGUGCCAGGCAUGGGUAAAACUACUUUCCUGCAAAAUUUAAUUGACCGAUUGUUUAGUUCGCUGCCAGAUCAUGUGAUAUGUCUUAUGCAUCUCAAGUUUUAUACCGACACACUGGGGGAAAUCACCAAACUCAACGCUCGCACAAUCAGUGUGGAGGAUGCAAUACGGCAUGCUACAAAGUGCUUUUUUGCUGGAAGUUCUCGCUUAGGUCAGGUUCUUUUUCGCAACGCGAUCCUAAAUACGGGCAAAUUGAUCGUGCUGGUCGAUGGAUACGACAGUGUAAUUAAUCGCUACAAAAUAUCUGUCGAAAAGGCCUCCGAGCUGUUUCUUCAGUAUCCGUUUCGUAUGCGUAAUCUGUUGAUCGCGACACGACCACACGAAACGGAACACCUUCGCGUGUCGCUACCUCAGGCAAGAGUUGUUUCGCUGCUGCCAUUCGAAGAGCAUCAGUGCGUUGAGUUUCUUACUCGAUGGUGGAACUGCAGCAGUCACUUAAAGGCUAGCAAUAUGUUACAGUACCUGCGACAUAGUUAUGCUGACUGGAUCGUCGGAAGUCCGUUUCAAAUAAAACUUAUGGCUGAAAUCUACCAAGAAGAUAAGACAAUCAUCACGAACUUUGGCGCUCUGCUGGAACGCUAUUUAGAUAAACAGUUUCAUGAAUCGAAUCAACGGGCAAUACAGGUUAUGGGCAUUGGACAGCAGCGCAUGGCUGCGGAAACACUGAAACAGGCAGCUCAUGAAGGUCAUUGCGAACUUGCAGCACACUUAACCUUUUACCCGGAGCUAAAAAUCGACAACCCCAAGUUUGUCUUCCUGCUUGAUAUUGGAUUGAUAGUGGUUGGGGAUGGUCGGAUGAGAUUUGAACAUCAUCUAUUUCAGUACUAUUUCGCUGCAGAAGCGUUAAUGAAGGGCAAGCCGAUCGCUUAUGGCGACGAACAAGUUUGGCAAAUUUUAGACGAUCCAUUGAAUAAAUACCUGAAUAAGUUUCUUACGUACCACCUUAGCAAACCAAAAAAUGCACACUACCGCGAGUAUUUCCGUAGGACUUCACGCACUCAAGGGCAACAUAUCACAUCCGGCAACCGUUAA